AUGAAUUGCUAUCUUCACCUUUUUCAACCACCUCCAAAUUCUCUGAACGCACAACUUCAUCUUCAUCUUCAUUUUUCACUUCAUCAGAAGGAUCACUGCAAAGAGCUCAGAAGUUCUCCCUGCAUCCACUCUCCAAUUCGUAAAAGCAUCACAAAAAUAAUUCCCUGGGCUCUUCUUUCCUCUUCCUUCCAUAAUUCUUCAAUGAUAGAGGAAUCACCUUGCACCUUCAACUCUCCUCUUCCUCAGUGUAACACAUUCUUCAUCAUCAACCUGCAAUUGCAUCCUCAUCUGUAA
Vicia faba (fava bean) is the source of this 294-nucleotide messenger RNA. The record is from the annotation of a GenBank genome assembly. NCBI's taxonomy places the organism in Eukaryota, Viridiplantae, Streptophyta, Magnoliopsida, Fabales, Fabaceae.